Messenger RNA from Cydia strobilella, 563 nucleotides. RefSeq names its product caveolin-3-like. The transcript has 3 exons. NCBI's taxonomy places the organism in Eukaryota, Metazoa, Arthropoda, Insecta, Lepidoptera, Tortricidae. Gene Ontology annotation, cellular component: plasma membrane; caveola. Gene Ontology annotation, biological process: caveola assembly. The record is from RefSeq and is a predicted model, not a curated record. Bases 109 to 558 code for a protein of 149 amino acids. Gene Ontology annotation, molecular function: molecular adaptor activity.
GAAAAACAAGUCAAGGAGAGGAAUACGUGGACGGAUUGGGAAGCUGUGGAGACGGGGUGUCAGACGGACGGUCCGGCGGUGUUGGACGUCCGGUCCGAGCCACUGAAGAUGGCGGUCAUUAAACCGGACAGUGCAGACAGGGAGGCUCUGGAGGACCGGGAUCCUAAUAACUUGAAUACGCAUGUGCAGAUAGUAUGGGACGACAUAAUCGGCGAGCCAGAAGGUGCGCGUAGCCCAGAAUGCGCGUGGAGACUCAGCAAUGCGUGCUUCAAGCAUACUCGGAAUUGGUGUUACACGUUACUUGCUGUCCUUAUAGCACCGCCGUGUGCACUAAUACUAGGCUGCGGAUUCGCCUGUUUGGCUUUUGAGCAAAUCUGGUGCACAGGACCAUGUCUACGCUGCGUGAAGAUCUACUUCGCCUCAUUCCGUACCAUCGUGCAAUCCUGCAUGGCUGCCACUGUGGUACCCGCUUGUGAAGCCAUCGGGCAUGUUUGUCGACAUAUUCGCGUUAACUUCAGGAAAGAAGCCCCGGAUGAGACAGACAUGCUGGUCGUUUAACUUUA